Messenger RNA from Hevea brasiliensis (rubber tree), 3623 nucleotides. RefSeq names its product probable UDP-N-acetylglucosamine--peptide N-acetylglucosaminyltransferase SPINDLY. The coding region runs from base 325 to 3132 and encodes 935 amino acids. Lineage: Eukaryota; Viridiplantae; Streptophyta; Magnoliopsida; Malpighiales; Euphorbiaceae. Gene Ontology annotation, molecular function: protein binding. The record is from RefSeq and is a predicted model, not a curated record. The transcript has 18 exons.
AAAUCAAAACGUGGCUUGGACUAACCCAAGUGGUCUCCCUCCCAUUUCGUGGGUUUUGGGACACGUCGAACACUUGCUUGUCGGAGACGAACGUUUGCUGUGUCGGACACAUCUGCCUCCUCUCCAUUGGACUCAUAUACUCUCUUUCUCUCCCUCCUCCUAUCUUUCUACGAAUUUACCUCCUUUCUGGACUGUUUUUUACUUGCACCACCCUUAGCCUACGCGCCUCGCCCUGCUUAUCAUGCGCCCACUCUAAAUAGAGUUCAUAGUACGCAAAGCAAUUUUGUUGUUUCGUAAUCUCUCGGUGGCUUUUCUGCUUUGAAUAUGGCAUGGACUGAGAAAAAUGAUGGAAAUGGGAGAGAGCAGGAAUCGAAUGGAAAUAAUGGUUUCUUGGAAGGGUCGCAGCCUUCUCCUACUGCAAGUGGCUCUCCCGUUGGUAUAGCUGCAGCGCCAAAGGGUUUUGAAGGGAAGGAUGGUCUCUCUUAUGCCAAUAUUCUUCGUUCCAGAAACAAAUUUAUUGAUGCUCUUGCUAUUUAUGAGAGUGUCUUGGAGAAAGAUAGUGGAAACGUCGAAGCUCACAUUGGAAAGGGCAUAUGCCUGCAGAUGCAGAGCAUGGGAAGGGUUGCUUUUGAUAGUUUUGCUGAAGCGGUCAGGCUGGAUCCACAGAAUGUUUGUGCCCUUACACAUUGUGGUAUAUUGUACAAGGAUGAGGGUCGACUGGUAGAGGCUGCUGAGUCUUAUCACAAAGCUCUGAGAGCAGAUCCUUCAUACAAACCAGCUGCAGAAUGCCUAGCCAUUGUCUUAACUGAUCUUGGUACCAGCUUAAAGCUUUCUGGCAAUACACAGGAGGGAAUUCAGAAGUAUUACGAAGCUCUUAAAAUAGAUCCGCAUUAUGCCGUAAAAUCAUACCUUCUCAAUCCCACCUCACCUGCAUAUUAUAACCUUGGUGUUGUGUAUUCUGAAAUGAUGCAAUAUGACACUGCCCUUAAUUGCUAUGAGAAAGCUGCAUCGGAGAGGCCCAUGUAUGCUGAAGCUUAUUGCAACAUGGGUGUCAUCUAUAAAAACCGAGGUGAUUUGGAGUCGGCCAUUGCCUGUUAUGAGAGGUGUCUAGCUGUGUCACCAAACUUUGAGAUAGCAAAGAAUAAUAUGGCGAUUGCUCUGACAGAUUUAGGAACAAAGGUUAAAUUGGAGGGAGACAUCAAUCAAGGCAUUGCAUAUUACAAGAAGGCUUUGUUUUACAAUUGGCACUAUGCUGAUGCCAUGUAUAAUCUUGGUGUUGCAUAUGGUGAAAUGCUGAAGUUUGAUAUGGCAAUUGUGUUUUAUGAGCUUGCUUUCCACUUCAAUCCUCACUGUGCCGAGGCUUGCAACAACUUAGGAGUAAUAUACAAAGACCGAGACAACCUUGAUAAAGCUGUGGAGUGUUAUCAGAUGGCAUUAUCAAUCAAACCAAACUUCUCUCAGUCUUUGAACAAUCUUGGUGUAGUGUACACAGUCCAGGGUAAAAUGGAUGCUGCUGCAAGCAUGAUUGAGAAAGCUAUCAUGGCGAAUCCCACUUAUGCUGAAGCAUAUAAUAACCUAGGGGUCCUUUACAGAGAUGCAGGAAAUAUAACUAUGGCCAUUAAUGCUUAUGAGCAAUGUCUCAAGAUAGAUCCUGAUUCUCGCAAUGCAGGCCAGAAUCGGUUGCUUGCAAUGAACUACAUAAAUGAGGGAUGUGAUGAUAAGCUUUUUGAGGCUCACAGGGACUGGGGUAGGCGCUUUAUGAGGUUGUAUCCGCAAUACACUUCAUGGGACAAUCCAAAGGAUCCAGAAAGGCCAAUUGUGAUUGGAUAUGUAUCUCCUGAUUAUUUUACCCAUUCUGUAUCGUAUUUCAUUGAGGCCUCUCUUGUAUAUCAUGACUAUGCAAAUUACAAGGUGGUGGUUUAUUCAGCAGUUGUGAAGGCUGAUGCAAAGACUAAUAGGUUUAGGGAGAAAGUCUUAAAAAAGGGUGGCGUAUGGAGGGAUAUAUAUGGAAUUGAUGAAAAGAAAGUGGCAAGCAUGGUUAGAGAAGAUAAAGUUGACAUAUUGGUAGAACUUACCGGACAUACAGCUAACAAUAAGUUGGGAAUGAUGGCAUGCCGAUCAGCACCUGUUCAGGUGACUUGGAUUGGCUACCCAAACACAACUGGUUUGCCUACCAUUGAUUAUAGAAUCACUGAUUCACAGGCAGACCCUCCAGAUACGAAGCAAAAGCAUGUUGAGGAGUUGGUUCGACUACCAGAAUGCUUCCUUUGUUAUACACCAUCCCCUGAAGCUGGGCCUGUUGCUUCAACUCCUGCACUUGCUAAUGGCUUUAUCACGUUUGGUAGCUUUAAUAAUCUUGCAAAGAUAACUCCUAAGGUACUACAAGUUUGGGCUAGGAUACUCUGUGCAGUACCAAACUCUCGCCUUGUAGUAAAAUGCAAGCCCUUUUGUUGUGAUAGUGUUAGACAGAGAUUCCUUUCAACAUUGGAGGAGCUGGGAUUAGAAUCAUUGCGUAUUGAUCUUUUACCUCUAAUUCUUCUUAACCAUGAUCAUAUGCAAGCAUAUUCUCUCAUGGACAUUAGUUUGGAUACUUUUCCAUAUGCUGGAACAACAACAACAUGUGAAUCUCUAUACAUGGGAGUUCCAUGUGUUACUAUGGCUGGUGCAGUUCACGCUCACAAUGUUGGUGUGAGUCUUCUCAGCAAAGUUGGGCUGGGACAUCUGGUUGCAAAAAAUGAAGAUGAAUAUGUCCAGUUGGCUCUACAGCUUGCCUCAGACAUACCAGCUCUCUCAAACUUGAGAAUGAGUCUCAGAGAUCUUAUGUCUAAGUCUCCCGUCUGUGAUGGAGCAAGCUUUGCACUUGGUUUAGAGUCCAUAUACCGGGACAUGUGGCAUAGAUAUUGUAAAGGUGAUGUGCCAUCUUUAAAGCGCAUGGAACUGCUUCGAGAGGAGGGUAUUUCUGAAGCAGCAACUAUCAAAAACUCCGAGCCAGCAAGUAUCCCAGAGGGCCUUCCUGAAUCUGUCAAGGCAAAUGGAUUCAUAGCAGUUGGUGAAUCACUCUUUGAGGACAAUGGGAGUCAGUCAGUUGAAUCAUACUUCAAACAAGCUGAGCUGAAACUGAAUUGGAUCUAGGUGGUUCAUGUAACGUGUGUGUGGAGACAUGCUUGGAAUGUAUCUACAUGAUAGAAAAAGCCUCCUGUGUGUAUAAUAUUUGUGGCUGUGUCCUGCAGAGUUUAAACGAGGUGUAGAAUGCAGUGGCAACCCUAUAUUUCCUAUUACAGGAUCAAAUUCUUUGGGAAAGAGUACGGGCGAUUGGUGGUAUCUUGGAUCUUUUUAGUUUAUUCUUCAUGCCAGAGUACAGUGAAUUGGAAGAGAGAAUCUGUGAGCUGUAGCAAGUAGGCACCUGCAUCACAUUUUUUUCGCCAUGGAUCAUAUCAUAGAAUUUAGCGGUGGCAUGUAAAUCGUGAGGAGAGUUUUUCCUUCUUUUUAAGAUAUUUAAAUGGCUGGAUUAGAUUGCCAGAGAGGGAGUUUGUAAUUCAGUAUUUGUAUGGAAAAGAUCCUGUGAUCUCACUGAUAGUGAAUAUGGUGAAAUAGAGCAAAUAUCAAUCACAUGAUUUACUUAA